UCCCCGUCCUAUCUCUCUGCUCGCAGUCCUUCUCUUCCUCAUCCACCUCUGCCUAACCACUGUCGCUCAAUCACAGAUCGAGGGGAGCCAAGGAUGCAGUCCUUGCCGCUGAAGGCCCUGUCCCCGGACGGGCUCAAACGAAAGAUCGUUGUGCGCCUCUCCAGGAUUUGGGAGGCCAAGAACCAAAACACAGGGCAUGUGUACGAGCUCGCAUUUGCUGCGGUCGACCACGAGGGAACUGUAAUGGAGGGCAACGUACUAGCCACCAAUAUAGCUCAGUUCAAGGAUGUUUUGAAAGAAGGUACCAUUUAUACCAUCCAAGGCUUCAUGGUUAAACCAGCUCGUGGAAAAUACAAAACAGUGGACAACAACCACAGAAUCACUAUCACGCAAUACACAAAAGUAGAACAAGCCGUUCCUGAACCUGUCGGCAUACCUUUGGUGGCCCACAGUCUGCAACCACUUUCUAUUUUGGAGAAGCGUGCCCGCAGUGUCACAGUUUUAUCAGAUGUCCUCGGCGUGGUGACAGAUAUGACAGGCGUCAUACCUCCAAAGGGACAAGGACAGCCAAGAAGAAACAUCAAGAUUAAAACCAUUGAUGGCGACCAAUUCACUAUCACUCUGUGGGGACAUCAAGCAGAAAACUUUGAUGAAGAAUCCGUUCGUGCAAGCUCAGCAGAGGGCAGCGUAGCCAUACUGUUCGUCAGCAUGACCGUCGGCCACUACUUAGGUAAACUAUGUUUCAAGGCCACGUCUCUGACCCGCUCAUAUAUAAACAUUCCCAUUCCCGAGAUGUCCGCCCUACGGGCCAAGUAUGGAAAUGAACCUAACCAGGUUCAAUGGCACGAACAAAGCGCAAGGCCCAAUCCAGUUGAAACAACCGUUUCCGCUUUAUACAAACAAGAAAGAGACGAUGUUCAAGGAAACUACUACAAGAUACCGAUCGAGAUCACAGAGGUCGACAACUCAAAAGGCUGGUGGUUUUGGUCGUGCGACAGCUGCUGGAAAACAACCAAACCAAAUGGAAGUACAUUCACGUGCACGGAUGUUGCAUGCCCUUGCAUAGGAGGAACACAGAGAUACAGGAUAAACGUAAAAGCCAGAGAUAUCAGUUACACUCAAGAGGAUGAAGAGGAAAUAGGAUGCUUCACUUUCUUUGGUACACAAGGCAAAAUUCUUACAGGCUAUGAUGCAGAGCUGGUGAUUGGAACAGCUGAAGGAAGACCAGACUAUCUGCCACCAGCUGUCGCAAGGGAGGUUUGGUUAGGCUUGGUUACGACGACGUCGAGUUGGCGGCGGAGGAAGACUCGGCAUGAAGGCCAGCCACCCGGUGGUGUGGUACGUAGUGGUAAUAGUACGCGCCCCGCUCCGAAACAAAGAAAAAGGUGCGUGCCGCACUCACGAGGGACUGCCAGUGAGAUACUGGAGGAAGGUGGGGAUGACGUCAAGUCCGCAUGGCCCUUAUGGGCUGGGCCACACACGUGCUACAAUGGCAAUGACAAUGGGAAGCAAGGCUGUAAGGCGGAGCGAAUCCGGAAAGAUUGCCUCAGUUCGGAUUGUUCUCUGCAACUCGGGAACAUGAUCAAGAAAUAUAUGAGCAAGACAACAUUCCAUUCCGUGUCUCAGCCACAGAGCUGAUAGGCAGUCCUGCGC
Lolium perenne is the source of this 1653-nucleotide messenger RNA. NCBI's taxonomy places the organism in Eukaryota, Viridiplantae, Streptophyta, Magnoliopsida, Poales, Poaceae. The record is from RefSeq and is a predicted model, not a curated record.